This is a messenger RNA of Mesitornis unicolor (brown roatelo), 1893 nucleotides long. RefSeq names its product nucleoporin 153kDa (gene NUP153). Gene Ontology annotation, biological process: RNA export from nucleus; protein import into nucleus. Gene Ontology annotation, molecular function: structural constituent of nuclear pore. Gene Ontology annotation, cellular component: nuclear pore. The record is from RefSeq and is a predicted model, not a curated record. NCBI's taxonomy places the organism in Eukaryota, Metazoa, Chordata, Aves, Mesitornithiformes, Mesitornithidae. The annotation marks the transcript as partial. The transcript is spliced from 4 exons.
AUCAAGGAGCAGCAGCAAAGCCAUCCUUCGGCUUCCUGAGCUCCAGUUCCUCCAGCACAGUUGUACCCACCACUUCAGCCAACAGCAGCAGCGUGUUUGGCAGCGCCAUCUCUUCCUCAAAUCCUCAGCCGGUUCCCGCUCCCUUCGUGUUUGGACAACCCAGCAACACUGUGAGCAGCUCUGUUUUUGGCAAUUCGGCAGAACCUGCAGCAUCUCAAUCAUUUGGCUUUUCUCAAGAAAACAAACCAGCAACCACAUCUUCCAGCACUGGUUCGACAGUUGCCGCGUUUCUCUUUGGUUCGGGAGCCAGCAGCACCAAUGCAGCAAAUUCAGGCUUUUCCUUUGGAGCCACAACCACCUCGAGUUCAACAGGGUCGUCCUCUUCAUUUCUGUUUGGCUGUGGGCCUCCAGCACCUGCUGCCGGCACAGCAUUUGGCACCAGCCAGCUACCAGCUUUUGGCCAGAGCCAAGGGUCCAGCCAGCCAAGUUUUGGGUCGCUGUCGACACCGUUGUUUUCAGCUGGCGCUCAGCCUGCUCCCCCUGCCUUCGGCUCAGUGACGAGCAGCACACAGCCCUCUGUGUUUGGACAGCAAGCGAGCCAGCAGCCAGGAUUUGGCUCUGGUACCCCCAGCACUGGUUCAGUAUUCCAGUUUGGAAGUAACACUUCUAAUUUCAACUUUCCAAAUAACCCAGGAGUGUUUACUUUUGGUGCAAAUCCUCCUGCACCAGCAGCACCGGCACAGCCUUCUGGCUCUUCAGGAUUUUCGUUCAGCCAGCCUCCAGCAUUCACAGUGGGGACUAAUGGGAAAAAUGUUUUCUCUGCCUCUGGAUCUUCAGUUCCUGGUCGGAAGAUAAAGACUGCAGUUAGACGUAGAAAAUAACCGCCCGGUUGGUAAAGCAGCUUUGGAAGCAGCUACUACCUUGCAUUGUUCAGCUGUUGGGAUCGUACCUCAUGCUGGGUUAGCUGAAGUCAGAUCUGCCUAAAGGAAUAGAAAACUCUGCUGCCCUUCCCUCCCCUCCCCUCUCCCCGGUUAGAUUCUUUUGGUAAUGAGUAGCGUUGGCAACGGGGCCGUUCUCAAGCAAAACUUUUAGACUCCAGCAAGUUCCUUCUUUCAGUGACUCGGCAUGGUCUGGCUGUAGCCGUGAGCAGAGCCUGCACAGUGAAUGGCUUGUACAAUACCUCCUCAUCUGCACCACUAUGUGCGCUCAUCUGCGUUUACUGACGCCUCGAAAUUGUAAUUAUAUCGGCGAGGGAUGCUGUAUAGAGUAGAGAAUGUUGAUAACGAAUGAUUUCUAUGCUGAGUUUGUGCUGGUGUAUGUGUGAAGUGAGUGAGUUUGAGUGUAUCGUGCACUAAAAUUUUCUGAUAGAGGAAGACUGAUUAAAGGAUGAUCCAUGCUAAGGACUUGUUAGAUCUGUAGUUCUUCAUUUAAUAAUUAUACGCUAUUUCUAUAUUUUCAUUCUUACAGCCCUUUAUCACCUGUCUCGCCUUUGUUAUUUUAUUAUGAAACAUGUGUAAAUACAAUUUUGUUUCUCUAUGUACUUUUUUGGCAUAACAGAUCUGUGAAAUGGAAAUUUUAAUUUUGUGUGUUACAGCCAUUUUGUUUAGUAUUGUCUCAGAUUUUAUGUAAAUCCCAUUAUUCAAAGUUGCCUAAAUCCAUUUAGAAAAUCUUUAAAAUUGGGAAUUCUUAAAGUAAGUUUAUUGGCUUUUCUGAUCCAUUUUUGUUUGGACCAAAAACCAGUAUUGUACAAAGUAUUAAGUAUAUAUUUUUAUAUUUACUGAAAUGGACUGUGGUGACUUUGGAUAAUAAGGAAAAGUUUAAUAUUAAAGCCAUGUUUAUUACAGUAUAAUUAACAUGUUAAACCAUGGGAUAAAUGCCAUCAAUAAAAACUAU